AUGACACAAAAGAAAGAAGUGGCCUUGAAAUCUACUAUUGAGUCAUUGGAAGAUGAUUCCAAUUAUAGUUUAUCAGAUGACAAAAUUAUAUUUUUUGCUAUGAGACUAAAGAGGCUCAUGAGGAACAAAGGAAAGAGCAAAUGUUCAAGCUCAAAGGAACACAAGAGAUACCUUAGCAAGAUCAUUUAUCAUCACUGCAAGAAGGCCGAUCACUUCAAGUAUGACUGUCCCAAGUUCAAGAAGGAAGACAAGAUAAGGAAGGACAAGAAAAAGGUUUUGACAGCUUCAUGUGAGGACUUGGAAAAUAAUUCAGAAGAAAAAGAAUCUGAGCAUGAAGAUCAUGUUUGUCUUAUGGUUGAUGAUAAUAAAGCAGAAAAGAUUUACCUUGCAUCCAAGAAAAAGAAGGACAUGUGGUACUUGGAUAGUGAAUGCUCAAGGCACAUGAUUGGAAAGACUACAUUCUUCAUCAAACUCAACAAGUACGAAGGAGGAUUCGUAACUUUCAGUGAUGAUGGAAAAGAAAAAAUCAAGCCGUAG
This is a messenger RNA of Arachis ipaensis, 537 nucleotides long. Lineage: Eukaryota; Viridiplantae; Streptophyta; Magnoliopsida; Fabales; Fabaceae. The record is from RefSeq and is a predicted model, not a curated record.